Anopheles bellator is the source of this 4232-nucleotide messenger RNA. Its product is annotated as E3 ubiquitin-protein ligase Topors-like. Gene Ontology annotation, biological process: protein polyubiquitination; protein monoubiquitination. Lineage: Eukaryota; Metazoa; Arthropoda; Insecta; Diptera; Culicidae. The record is from RefSeq and is a predicted model, not a curated record. The coding region runs from base 1 to 3546 and encodes 1181 amino acids. The transcript is spliced from 4 exons. Gene Ontology annotation, molecular function: ubiquitin protein ligase activity.
AUGGAGGAAGCGGCCGCCGUAGAUUGCCCUCCGACACCGGAGAUACUGCCACUGACGAGCACACCACCGCCACCGUCGCAGUUCGUGGUGUACAGUUCGUCGUCGGAGGAAGCCGAUGAAUCAGCCGACGGGCGCAGCUCCCCUCCGCCAAAGUGCGCAAUUUGUUUGGGAAAAUGUCGCCAGAAGGCGUACGCGAACUCGUGCCGUCACCAGUUCUGCUUCCGGUGUCUGCUGGAAUGGAGUAAGGUCAAACCGGAAUGCCCGCUGUGCAAGCAGCGCUUCAACUCGAUCGUACACUACAAAUCGAUCAACUGCUACGAGGAGCACAUUGUACAGACAUCGAACCCGCUGGAACAGUCACUACCGCGCGAAGCAGACUUUUACCGUCGACUAAACUUUUACGUGUCCGAUUUGCCCCGCAUUACGUACCACGCCACGCUGCACAUGCCAACGAGCCAGAGCGAACUGAUGCAGCAACUGUUCAUGCACCAGUCGAGCGAUGUGCGACGGUUUAUUCGCGAGUUUGGCGACCAAGUGGUUCCGACUCGCCAGAACAGCAUCGCAUGGCGACAGUUCAUCUAUCGACAGCGGCUCUACGCUCGCCCGCUGCCGGAUGUGAAUGGGCGUUUCCGUGUCAGUUCGGCGCAUUUUUAUCUUAUGCAUCCUGCCCAACUGCAUCGCAUCCUGCCAUGGGUGGAACGCGAGGUGUAUGCCAUGGAAACCAUUGCACCGACUAUGUCCCCACCGAUGGCCAUGCGGAUGGGCUACCUCAUGAAUUCGUUCGAUAUCGACUCGCCCGACUUUCUGCGCGCUUUGGCCCCGUUCGUCUGUUCAAGCUUUCGCGAGCACUUUCGGCACGAGCUCUUCAACUUUGCCCGCUCACCGUACGAUAUGAUUGGCUACGAUCAAUGCGUCCAGUACGAGCCACGCUUCAAUCACCGCAACCCUGUGAUUCUGUCGUCGUCGGAUGAAGAGCUAGACUCGGAGGAAGUGCUAGACGGUGUCGUAAAUAUGUCGGAACCCGUCGCCAGCACUUCAUCGUCGUCUUCAUCCAUGUUUACCAGUAACAGUGCGGGAACUGCUCAGGGGAGUACUAGCGGGACUAGUGGCCGGGGACGAACCGGGCGCACUCAAUUUCGGUUCGAAGCCCGUUCGACUAACGAAACCGUCAUCAUGACGGGCACGCUUCGUGAGUCCCGUGCCGAACUGGCGGCUUCGCUCGCAGAACCGUCCACGCCGGUUAUCGAACUGAACGACAACUCGGACAGCCCUGGAUCAGUCUCUGUUCCUGCUGGAGCAGCGACGACAAGUACCCGGUCCACCCUUCGGGAUGGUGACAAUAUUUCGCUAUCCUCGAGUGAUUCCGACGAUUGCCAGUUUGUUUUGGCACAGAAACCUCCGCAUCUCAGAACGCCGGACCAUGUGGUUGAUCUAGAAUCGGACUAUGACAGUGACGUGGUGUUUGUGGCCGUAGAAUGUGCGAACAAUCAGCCCGCAACGACGAAUGGCGAUGCGUCCGAAAAGCACUCUCUACCCUUGCCAAAGAGUGACCUUAGCUGCGAGUACAACAAUGGUGCAUCGACCAGCUCCGGAUACCACGGUGGCGCUGGGUCCAGCGGGAGUGGCACCAGCACUCGCGACAAGCACUAUACACGGUCCAGGGUGAAUCGUUACACGGGCGGAAUGGGAGUGAAGAGUAUCUACGAAGCGAGCGACAGCGACGAAGACGAGGACGAGGACAAUGAGGACGGUGAACUAUUCUCAGCUUCCCCACGGUCCCCAGCGUCAGGCUCUUCGUUCAGUUCGUCCAAUCCCUGUUCCUGUCCCAACGUUUGUACGGUCUCUUCACAUGACAAGGUCGUGUACAACCUGCGCACUUCGGUCACCAAGGUAACGCGAGGACGCAAAAGAAAAAGAAACAGCCGAAAAACAAAGCAAACCGGAGCUAAGAAAAAUUGGCGCACACGGCAAAGAAGCACUAGCAGCAGUAGCAGCAGCAGCAGCAGCAGCAGUGAUGACAGUUGUGGCAGUAACAGCCGAAAGAACGGCUCAACGGGAGGCAGUAACUCUAGCGACAGUACUCGUAGCAGCAGUGCCACCAGCAGUAGUAGCAGCACAAGCAUCACAAGCAUUACCAGCGCCAGCACCAGUUCUGCCAGCAGCGAGUCACAUUCUGGGGAGCCUUCCAUCGUGGUAAUGGCCAGUGGCGAACGGCGGACUCGUUUGUCGACGAACUGGACCGCUCCAAAAAACAAAAAAACCGGGAAAAAAGAAUCCAAAGCGGAAGCUUCCCACGUCAAACCGAAAACCACUCGCGGCAACCCGAAGAAAAAGGGUGCACAAAGCAAAUCAGCACGUCCUCAAACGGCUCCCAAAAAGGGGAACGCAGCAAAGAGCAAAACCGAAAGUGGGCGCAGCAAGCGGGAGAAACCUUCUGUGAAACGACCCAAGGAACAGGAUGCGGCUCCAGCGGCACCCAUGGAAACGGAAAGCUCCCAGGGAAAGGGAGCGAAAAAGAUCGGACAGUAUUUCGUCCAAAUUCGGCCCUCCAGCUCGCCAACAACCGAAAUCGCUACGGACGAUGAAAAUACUACGGCUGGUGGUGGUGGUAGUGGCAGGAAGCGAAAACUUAGCAGGGUCAUCAUCAAGCGAUACCAUCAGGAGAAUCAACCGGCCGAGAUGCAACCACCUGGGUCGCAGAAAAAAGAAACAGAAACAUCGGCCGCACCCGACGAGUGUUCAUCGGUAAAACGUACAAAAUCUGAAGUUCCGGUAGCAUCUUGCGCUCCGAAUGGCAGCAAUGAUGAACCGACGCCAGGAUGCAGUAGGAAUACGGUGAUAGCCAAAACGGAAGUGGUUGACGCGCCAACCGCAUCGGGCAGUGAUUCGGACUCGGAUGCUACGGCAGUGGGAAACUGGCAGGACACGACGAGCGGAACCGCGGCGUCCGUGAUUGUGAGCACAUCACAGUUGGCUCAACCAACGGGCGCCGAUUCAGCAGCAGAGCUGCAGUUGACGCUUAUGGAACACGAACAGCUUUUGGAGGACGCGAAUUCCGUUGCAUUAGAUACCCUCUUUUCCCCAACCUUACACUGGGCCGCCGAUGAUCCUCCACCGCUCGAGGACCACCUUUCGAUCUCCGUGUCCGACACCCUCUCGCCGCAAACGUUCUCGACGAUAACGUUUUCCCCAUCAUCGACGUCGGUUUCACCGUUGUCCGCGAUGUUGGCCAUCCCAUCCUCUUCGGUGCCGGAGAUAAUCGAGGGAAUCGGUUCGCUCGCUUCCGCUUCGCAGCUUCCGUCGUCUGUCGUGGGUGCAGCAACGAUCGACGGUGCGAUUGAUGAACUCAUGUCCAUAAUUCCCGCGGACACAUACAACAACACUGCGUCCCUCACAGAAGACGGACCCGUCAGUGGAGUGGGACUGGAGGCGACCGAGUCGAGCUCUGGCGCUUUAUCAUCCUGUGAACUGCUUCCUCCCGGACGCGAGCCAACGAAUCCGCCUGGCGUGCGAAGUGUAGUCGCAGGGUCUGAGGUAGAACUGUGAGAUUUGCUACGGAUAAUCGAUUUCAUCGAUUGGUAGUGACCACCGGGGGGCAAUCUGCGGCAUGGAAACUGUGCUUCGGGAAAAUUGUUUUAAAACUUUGACACGAAGAACGCCGCACUGUAAACCAUUGAUCGGCAAUCAUCGAAGGGGGACAGUGUUGACGUGGUGUUUGUGUGCGUAGUCAGUUCAGCGAAGGGUACAACACGCUCUUUCACAUUCCUACAACCGUGCAGUUCCGUUGGUUCCGGAAGGUCAAGAAGUUCGUCAGGGUUCACACUACUCAAAGCGAUUCAUCUCCACUCUGACCAUCAGGCCAUGGUCAGCUGCGUGCAAACACAAACACUUUGGCCGAUUCAUUUUGUUUCACGAUAUCGAUAAAGAGUUUUUACAUGUCGACAAUUAUCUGUGCGUUGCCCCGUUUUGUGGUUCUUCGGUGAGCGUUGGCCCAUCCUAGUGGCAAAGGCACCGAAGUAGACACGCUUUUGUACAAAGGUUUUCAGGUGUGUAAGUAGAAUUAAUUUCGAAACGUACGCAUAUAAAGUAAACUGCUAUGAAGCAACUAAAUGAGCUAGGAAUUCAGACAGUGAUUGAGUUUCGUCGCGUGAAAGGAGGAACAUGAAGUGCAGUGUGCUCCGAAGCCCCCGAAUUGCGCCCUCAGCGGAUAAUCAUUCGUUGAUGAUAGUUUA